AUGCAUGCGAACUUGGCAACACCGCGUGAUAUAUCCACCCGCUUCCACGCUCUUUUGUCGCUGCAUACACAUCGGCACUUCUUGGAGCUUUCAGGUAAGUACUAUCAUGCUUGUAAGACUCUUACAAUAGAACGGUCAGACACGAUUUCAGCUCUGUAUCAAGUCAGCAAUCGUGCUACUGGGAAGCUUACUCUUGACGAGCUCGCCAACUACAGGUAUACGAAUUGGCUGAACCAUAGGAAUCAGAUCAUACUGCGCGAGCGUCCAGUGCUGCAAUCAAGCCUCGACUGGCAGGGAAAAUGGAUAAGACAGGACAAAAAUCUCUCAACACCUUGGACGCUCUGGGGCUCGGCCUUAAAUAUCUGGAUCGAAGCCCACUCGUGCUUUAGACUUCUGGCCCGCGAUGAGAAGAUCCGUGACUUACUUGAUCUGGAUCGUCUUGGUCUGCAAAUACUCAUUCAGACCUUCAAGACCACCCUCACAACCAUACCCAGAUUGCUUCACACCACCGAAUGGAGUGUCCGGAGCAGGGAAGUACCAGUCAUUGACCGCAAUGGUUCUGAUCACGAGACGGCCGUCGAGUUUAACCACCUCCCUAAGAUCUCGUUGACAGCUUCCGGCUGCUCCUACAGUACCCAAUGGCCAGCGUCAAGUGGAUCAAUACCCAGAUUAGUUCCGGGAAAAUAG
Molecule: messenger RNA, 687 nt
Organism: Pseudocercospora fijiensis CIRAD86
Lineage: Eukaryota; Fungi; Ascomycota; Dothideomycetes; Mycosphaerellales; Mycosphaerellaceae
Exons: 5
Coding region: 1-687 (228 amino acids)
Source: RefSeq, a predicted model, not a curated record